This is a messenger RNA of Rotaria socialis, 585 nucleotides long. The record is from the annotation of a GenBank genome assembly. Lineage: Eukaryota; Metazoa; Rotifera; Eurotatoria; Philodinida; Philodinidae.
AUGAAAUUCUUAGUUCAAUAUGACUUUGGAUUCGAUGGGUUGCAAAGUGAAGUUUUGUGCCGAUUAUUAUUUCACUACUCAUCACGUGUACGCAUUUUUGAAAAACAAAAAGAAAAUAUUUUUGUGUAUACUAUAGCACAAUUAUUUUAUCGUAAACAAUUUAAUUCUGUAUUUCCCAAUUGGGAUCGUGAACUUUUUCUGUCGCAGAAUAAAGUAGUCACCAUAUGCAAGAAUUCCAUAAAGAGAAUAAAUUUGAUUUUAAAUAAAUUUCCGUUCGAUCGGCCAUCAUUAAUCAAUGCUGAAGAACAAAGUAUUGCUAGAAAUUUUUAUAAAUAUUUGAAUUCCAUUCUCCAAAGUAAUUCUUACAUUUUUGAAAACAAAAUAACACUCUAUCAUGAUGAUGAUUUGUAUGAUGUGGAUCUCGAAGAUACUGGACCAGAAGCAGCAGCAUUGGAACAGCCUAAUGAAUUAACUGAUAUUGCUUAUUUACCCAUUGAUGAACAUAAUUUGGAAAAGAGUUUUUUGCUCGAUUAUAUGAAACAUGCUGUAGAAUAUUUUGAUGAGAAAGGUCCACUCACUGGAUAG